AUGCACUCCCUCGCGGAUCAGGAAAGCUCGCCUUCCCAUCGCCGCCCGCGCCAGUCAUCGCCGCCCUCGUCGUCGCUCGCCCCACCGUCGAAGCGCCCCAAAUUCGCCGACGCAAGCAUGGCCAGCGCCACGGUGCGCGGCAAGCUGCCCGAAAUCAUUGACCUCAGCGAGCAGCCGUCCGCCUUUCAGCCACAUGCCGGCGCAAAAAAGCUCGUCAUCAAGAACCUGCGCCGCCCCGGCAACCGCGACGCGCAGAUCGAACAGUACUACGCCCGGACGGAAAAGAAUCUCGACGAAGGGCUGAGUGCCAUCUUUGCGGGACAGAAGCCGGCUGUGCCACUGGAGAAACUGUAUCGGGGCGUCGAGGAUGUCUGCCGCAAAGGCAGCGCCGAAAAGGUCUACCGUUUGCUGAUGAAGCGCAUCGAGAAACAUUUGCAGUCGGUAGUUCUUCCUCGAAUAGGCAAGCCAGGUGGUGCGCCGCAAGUUGAUAUAUUGAGAAAUGUCUUGGCGGAGUGGAAGCUUUGGAAUAGCCAAACGGUUCUCAUUCGGUCCACAUUCAGCUAUCUCGACCGAACAUAUCUGCUACGGGAAGCCCUUCCAUCCAUCAACGACAUGACGAUUUCACAAUUCCGCAGAAUACUAUUUAGCUCACAAUGCGGAAGCCAAAGUCUCGAAAGCGACGUCAUCGGCGGAGUUUGCGUCUUGGUGGAAUACGACAGACGUGGCACUCCUCCGCUGGAAGCCGAAUUGCUGAAAGAUGCAAUCAUGAUGCUAUACGUCCAAGGCGUUUACACAAAAUACUUUGAACCGGCCAUAAUUCAAACCUCCAAAGCCUACUUUGAAGACUUUGGAACCUCGCGGAGCAUAUCUGGCUUAAAAGAGUAUAUUGCAGCUUGUGAGGAGCUGCUCGUCAGCGAAGCGAAUCGUUGCAUGGCAUACAACCUGGACAGCACAACGGAGAGACUAUUGAUGGAGCUGGCACAUCGAAUAUUGAUUCACGAUUACUCUGAGAAGCUGCUCAACGAGGGCAGCUUGGCGAAUCUUAUGGGCGAUAAGGAUAUGAAGUCGAUGAAGGGUCUUUACGACCUGCUCAAACUUUCCGGUCUACAGAAGAAGCUCAAGGAGCCUUGGGCUGACUACGUCAGAAAGACUGGCGCGGCCAUCAUCUCUAACAAGGAACAGGGCGACGAGAUGGUUAUUCGUCUUUUGGAGCUGCGCCGAUCUUUAGACUUGAUGAUCCGCGAUGCUUUCGGCAGAGACGAGGAUUUUCUGCGAGGCAUGCGUGGAGCGUUUGGCGGAUUCAUGAACGAUCGUACCAUCGCUGCCUGCUGGGACACCGGGACGUCCAUGAUUGGCGAAAUGACUGCUAAGCAUAUCGACAUGCUACUGCGCGGCGGCUUGAAGACUCUGCCCAAGUCGUUACUGUCUGAUGUUCAAGACCGAGCUACCGCAGAACGAGAAGGUCAGGCGAGUACGGGCGACGAAGAUGCCGAGCUAGACAGGCAGUUGGAUAACUCACUCGAACUGUUUCGCUUUAUUGAAGGAAAAGAUGCUUUUGAGGCCUUUUAUAAAAAAGACUUGGCGAGGAGAUUACUUAUGGGCCGCAGCGCUAGCCAAGACGCCGAACGCAAUAUGCUAACGAAGCUUCGAGGAGAAUGUGGCUCCAACUUUACGCACAAUCUGGAACAAAUGUUCAAGGACCAGGAGCUUGCAAAAGACGAGAUGGAGGCAUACAAGCAGCACUGUCAGUACACAUCCGAAAGUAAAUCGCCUGUGGAUCUUCACGUCAUGGUCUUGUCGGCAGCCGCCUGGCCAACGUAUCCCGAUAUACGCCUGAACCUACCCGAUGACGUCGCCACCCAGAUUGAGAAAUUUGACCGGCACUACAAAGGCAAGCACACGGGCCGCGUGCUGACCUGGAAGCACUCACUCGCGCACUGCUCUGUCAAGGCCGUCUUCCCUAAAGGCUCAAAGGAGCUUCUCGUGUCCGCCUUUCAGGCCGUCGUGCUGCUCAUGUUCAACGAGGCCAGCGGCCCCCUCACGUAUGAUCAGCUCUCGACCGGCACGGGUCUGACGGGUGGAGAGCUCGAGCGCACUCUGCAGUCGCUGGCGUGCGGCAAGGCGCGCGUUCUGAGCAAAUACCCCAAGGGCCGCGACGUCAAGAAGACGGACACGUUUACAUUUAAUGCCGCGUUUGCGGAUCCAAAGUACAGGGUCAAGAUUAACCAGAUCCAGCUCAAGGAGACCAAGGAGGAAAACAAGGCGACUCACGAGCGCAUCGCGCAGGACCGGCGCUUUGAGACGCAAGCCGCGAUUGUGCGGAUAAUGAAGAGCCGCAAAGCCAUGGGCCACGCGGAGCUGGUGGCUGAAGUCAUCAAUUUGACCAAGACGCGAGGCAGUGUAGAGCCUGCCGCCAUUAAGAAGGAAAUUGAAAGUUUGAUCGAAAAGGACUACAUAGAGCGUGAGGGAAACGCGUACACGUACUUGGCGUAA
This is a messenger RNA of Beauveria bassiana ARSEF 2860, 2493 nucleotides long. RefSeq names its product Cullin family protein. Gene Ontology annotation, cellular component: Cul4-RING E3 ubiquitin ligase complex. The transcript is spliced from 3 exons. The coding region runs from base 1 to 2493 and encodes 830 amino acids. Gene Ontology annotation, molecular function: ubiquitin protein ligase binding. Gene Ontology annotation, biological process: ubiquitin-dependent protein catabolic process; DNA damage response; protein ubiquitination. The record is from RefSeq and is a predicted model, not a curated record. Lineage: Eukaryota; Fungi; Ascomycota; Sordariomycetes; Hypocreales; Cordycipitaceae.